AGUUACAAGCUAGUGAGCUGUAACGGCUGCAGUGUCUGCCAGGACACAGGAGAUCUGCUACAGCUGGCCAUGCAGAUAUCAGAGGUGGGCAAUUGAUCAAAAACACCUGUUUUGUGUUUUACUUCCGAAAUGCAAACACGAAAAGUUUACUGAACAAAAUCAUCCAAUUAUAAAGGCUUUUUUUUUUGCUGCACAUUUACAUGUUUGUAAUAAUUUUCCUGAAUUACCAAGAGUUUCACAUGGGAUUUCCCAAUAUAGGCCUAAAGCUUGUGCGUUUCAGCUGCCUGAGUAACCAAAUGCCACCAUGCAGUCUCGUCCAGCAGGCAGGAGCGGAAGUUGAGGAUGUCUGUGUAUGUUGAGCCAUGAGCAAAUCUUGCACACCGCUUCAUAAAUCACGGCAGACUCAGCUGCAGACAUUUGGCCCGGCUUUUACUCUGGGAGCAUGAUUUCAAAAAACAACUCUAGCCGUUCACAACAAACCAACUUCAAUCUGGUCCAAGUGAAGGGAGCCUGGAAUCGACAACCAGAGCAGAGCCAAACAGCAGAGGGAAAGCUGUCAGAUGCUAAAAUCUAUGAGAACAAGUCAGAACAUGGAGUUUCUUGGACAGUGUUCAGCCCCGUCAUGUUCACCUACAAAGUCAUUCAGUGCAGAAACAUACUGGAUCCCAGCAACGACACUCUGCUCUGGGGUCACGUAGGAGAUGAAGAACUUGAAGGAACCUUAACGAACUCCAAACCAGUGAAGCGUUUUGUUGUCAUUGAUGAAACUGUCAAUCAGCUCUAUGGCUCCCGGGUUACUCAGUACUUUGAGGCCAGACAAGUUGUUCACAAGAUCCUCCCGCUGCCCACCACCGAAGAGAACAAGAGCCUGGAGUUAGUGACCAAGAUCCUGCAGGAGGUUCACGAGUUUGGUAUCGACAGACGCUCUGAGCCGAUCAUAGCCAUCGGAGGUGGGGUUUGUCUGGAUGUGGUGGGUCUGGCGGCGUCUCUCUACCGCCGAAGGACUCCUUACAUUCGAGUGCCGACCACUGUGCUGUCCUACAUCGAUGCCAGUGUCGGGGCAAAAACAGGGGUCAACUUUGCAGGUGGGAAAAACAAGUUGGGGAGUUACAUCCCACCGGUGGCCACGUUCUUAGACUGCUCCUUCUUCCAAACCCUCCCACCACGUCAGAUCUCUAAUGGAAUGGCAGAGAUGUUAAAGAUGGCCCUGAUGAAGCACAGAGGUCUGUUUGAGCUGCUGGAGGCUGACGGCGGGAGCCUGCUGAGCACCAAGAUGCAGUCCUGUGACACCAGCAGCAGCUCUGAACAUGAAGACAGCGCUGCGGCAUCCAUCCGCAUCGCUAUAGAAACCAUGCUGGAGGAACUGGCUCCUAACCUGUGGGAGGAUGAUCUGGACAGACUGGUGGAUUUCGGUCACCUCAUCAGCCCUGAGCUAGAAAUGAGAGUGUUGCCAGCGUUGCUCCACGGGGAGGCGGUGAACAUCGACAUGUCCUUCAUGGUGUAUGUGUCCCACCAAAAGGGGCUCCUGACAGCAGAUGAGAAGAACCGCAUCAUCCGGUGCAUGCUGGGACUGGAUCUGCCUGUGUGGCAUCAGGACUGUACUCUGGCUCUGGUGCAGAAAUCUCUCAGGGAGCGCCUGAAACAUUCUGCCGGCUCACUGAGGAUGCCUCUCCCCACAGGACUGGGACGUGCAGAAAUCUUCCAUGACAUGAUUGAAGAGAACAUCCUUUGCCAAGCUUAUGCAAAAUGGACCGAUGAGCUUUCUUCUUCUGGGAACAAGUGAAAAAUAUGAAGAAUAAUAAUAUGUAUAACUGAACUAGAAGAACUUAUUUUGUAUUUGUUUAGAAAAAUAGAAAAUUAAAAUGUCUGAAUGUGUUUAACUGCAACCAUAGUGUGCCAUAAACCUGUAGG
Messenger RNA from Acanthochromis polyacanthus (spiny chromis), 1911 nucleotides. RefSeq names its product 2-epi-5-epi-valiolone synthase-like. Gene Ontology annotation, biological process: antibiotic biosynthetic process. The record is from RefSeq and is a predicted model, not a curated record. Gene Ontology annotation, molecular function: 3-dehydroquinate synthase activity. Bases 443 to 1783 code for a protein of 446 amino acids. NCBI's taxonomy places the organism in Eukaryota, Metazoa, Chordata, Actinopteri, Pomacentridae. The transcript is spliced from 5 exons.